Messenger RNA from Brachypodium distachyon (stiff brome), 4840 nucleotides. Its product is annotated as pentatricopeptide repeat-containing protein At4g01030, mitochondrial. NCBI's taxonomy places the organism in Eukaryota, Viridiplantae, Streptophyta, Magnoliopsida, Poales, Poaceae. The transcript has a single exon. Gene Ontology annotation, biological process: RNA modification. The record is from RefSeq and is a predicted model, not a curated record. The coding region runs from base 49 to 2604 and encodes 851 amino acids. Gene Ontology annotation, molecular function: protein binding; zinc ion binding; RNA binding.
AAACAAAACGAACGAAGCGCCCUUCUCCUUCCUUCCUCCACGACUCCAAUGGCGCAAGCCAUCUCCCUCCCCGCGCCGCCCUCCUUCCUUCACCACCACCGUGCGAGACCCUCGCGCGCCCGCUCUCCGACCUUUCUCGCAGUCGAAACCCCGCUCUCCAACGUCGCCGCGGACUCCCCCUCUUCGUUCCGCGACGCGAGGCUCCUGCUCUCCCUGCUGCGCCAAUGCGGCGACAUGAUAUGCCUCGACGAGGAGGACACCGGUAGUAGCCUCCGGGCGGCGCGGAGGCUCGCGCCGCAGCUGCACUCGCUGGCCGUGAGGGCGGGCCACGCGACGAGGGAGCCCCGCGUGGCGUGCGCGCUGUCCGACCUCCUGGCCCGCCUCGGCCGGGGCCCCUCGUCCCGGCGGCUGCUGGAGGAGGCGGACGAAUCGGAAGGGGGGAAAGACGCCGUGCUGUGGAACAAGCAGGUGGCGAUGCUGGCGGAGGCCGGGGAGUGGGACGAAGCCAUCGGGGCCUUCAGGGAGAUGCAGGCCCGCGGGGUCGCCGCCGACGGGUACGCGCUCGCGCGGGUGCUCCACGCGUGCGGCCGCGCGGCGGCGCGGCGGGAAGGGAAGGCCGUCCACGCGCACGCCCUCAAGGCGGGGCUCGUCGACGCCCACCCGCUCGUCCCCGGCUUCCUCGCCGGGAUGUACGCCGAGGGCGCCGACGUGGCCGCGGCCACCGCGGUGCUGCUCCGGGCGACGCCUCCGCCGAGGUCCGUGGCGUGGGACGCGGUGGUCGCCUGCUGCGUGCGGCUCGGGCUGGUCGACGACGCCAUGGAGCUCGCGGGCCGGAUGGCCAGGGACGGGCCGGAGCCCACGCUGGCGACCUGGAACGCCGUGCUUUCCGGCUGCGCGCGGCACGGCCGCGACCGGGAGGCGCUCGCCGUACUCCGGAGGAUGCUGGAGCAAGGGCUGUGGCCCGACGCCACCACCGUGUCCAGCCUCCUCAAGUCCGUUGCCAACGCGGGGAUGGUCCGCCAUGGCAUGGAGGUCCACUGCUUCUUCCUCAGGCACGGUCUCGUGCCGGACGCGUACACAGGGACGGCGCUCGUGGACAUGUACGCCAAGUGCGGCCGCCUCGACUGCGCACGGAGGGUGUUCGACACUUUGGAGCACAGGAACCUCGCCACCUGGAACUCGCUUGUCGCGGGGCACGCCUACGCCGGGCAGUUUGAGGCUGCGCUGGAGCUUGUGGAGAGGAUGAAGAGGAACAGGCUUGAUCCGAACGUGACCACCUGGAAUGGGCUGAUCACUGGGUACUCGUUGAACGGGCUGAGCUCGCAGGCGAUGCUGCUGCUCCGGCAGAUCAAAGCUGCCGGUUUGACGCCAAAUGUGGUUUCCUGGACUUCGCUGAUCUCCGGGAGCUGCCACAAUGGGGAGUACGAGGAUUCAUUCAACUUCUUCAAGGAGAUGCAGAAGGAUGGUGUCCAGCCCAGCUUGGUCACCAUGUUGGUCUUGCUCAGGGCUUGUGCGGGGCUCGCACUGCUGAAGAAGGGCAAGGAGCUGCAUUGUUUCGCGCUGCGAAGGGCAUAUGACUGUGACAUGGUUGUCGGAACUGCGCUAAUUGACAUGUAUUCCAAAGCAGGAAGCCUGACGAGUGCCAAGAGGAUAUUUGGAAGGAUUCAGAAUAAGAACCUUGUGUGUUGCAAUGCCAUGCUGACUGGGCUGGCCGUCCAUGGGCAAAGUCAUGAGGCAAUAACGCUGUUCCACGAUUUGUGGAGGUCGGGGUUGAAGCCAGACAGUAUAACCUUCACUGCACUGCUCACUGCCUGCAGGUCAAUGGGCUUGAUCACUGAAGGGUGGGAGUACUUCGACAACAUGGAGACCAAGUAUGGUGUAGUACCGACAGCCGAGAACUAUGCCUGCAUGGUUGACCUGCUGGCGAGGUCCGGAUAUCUGGACGAGGCAAUGGCCUUAAUCGAGAGGUCACCAGUCGACCCAGGAGCAAGCUUGUGGGGUGCGCUUCUCACAGGUUGCUCCAUACAUGGGAAUCUUGACCUUGCAGAGGUGGCUGCAAGGAAUUUGUUCAGACUGGAGCCAUACAAUUCAGCCAACUACUUGAUGAUCAUGAGCUUGUAUGAGCAUGAGCAGAUGUACGAUGAAGCCGAUAGCCUGAAGUACGCAAUGAAAGCAAGAGGAGUGAACACUAGACCAGGGUGGAGUUGGAUACAGAUUGAGCAAGGUAUCCAUGUCUUUGAGGUCGACGGGAGUCCACAUCCAGAAACUGCAGAGAUAUGUGAAGAGCUGAUGAGUUUAGUGCGUCAGAUCAAAAUGACAGGAUAUGUGCCAGACACCAGCUGCGUAGUGUAUAAUGUUCCAGAGGAGGAGAAGGAGAAGCUGCUGCUUUGUCAUACCGAGAAACUCGCCAUCACCUACGGGCUGAUCCAUUCAGAUGCAAGUCGAAUGCCUGUCAGGGUGAUCAAGAACACCAGGAUGUGCAGCGAUUGCCAUGAGGUGGCGAAGCAUAUUUCUGCACUGUGUGGCCGGCAAAUUAUUCUUCGCGAUGCUGUUAGGUUUCACCAUUUUGUGGAUGGGAACUGCUCAUGCAAUGACUACUGGUGAAUAUUACUGGCAGAUACUGGUGCACUACUACAGUGGUUUGGUUAUCUGCAAAGGAUAUUCGAUUGGCCGGAUAAUUUGACGUAGGGGUGCUCUCCAUGAAGACAGGAACCGACAAUUUCUGCCUACAAGAUUAUGAAUUAUCAGAUAAUUACAGCUCAUCUUAGGGCCUACAUUCUUCAUUUAAUUGACACGAGAACGGGCCAUUUCUGCGAACAGACUGGAACAUUGACACAUCUUUAUUGCCAUUUGUCACAGGAGGAGCUCUAUGCCUAAACUUAACUGGUGAGAGGUACUAGUCAGAUCUGUACAUGGCAAUUGCUGCACAUGAGCUGGGUCGCCACUGACUGCUCGACAUUUCCAUGGCCCAACAGAAACACUGUGAUAGAGCUUACUUUCGGCAGACAGAUACAACUGACGGCUGAGUUUCUGAUGCCCCUUAUAAGCCCAGCUUGCCGGAUGUUCUGACCCGCUGAGUUCUGUAUCAUCAUGCUGUCGACAGCCGGAAGUGCAUUCAGGUUGUAUGGCGUAUCACGAUGUCCCCCCAACGUCACUUGGCGAUCCUCAAACCAUAUCGAGCUCCAUUCAAGAUGAAGUCAGAGAUGGUGAUGUUCCAGAUGAAUGCUCCCCCUUCUGGAGUUUGUCUUGAUAUGGAUUCCGACACCCAUGCUGAAGAGAUCUCAUUUCCAAGUUCCAACUGCAAAGCCAGCAAACGGGCUGGAUCCUGUGACCUGUCAGAAUGCCGAUGCCAGAGCUUGAACUCCCGAAAGCAAUCCCAUAAGUGCUGUCAUUUAGUCCUUUUAGCUAACUAUAAGGUUUCGUUAAUGAAGCUGGGGAGAAAUCCCUUCCAUAAAAAAAAAUGAUGCACAAGUUGCUGACACAAGAGUUUAACAUAUGUAGAGAAUGGUGCCCCCCUGUGAAUGUUCAGAUAAUCAGACGGCCAGAGACGUCCGCCCUAUGAGAUCUUCUGCGCCGUUGAUAAUCUGUCGCUAUAUCGAAGGGCCGGAGGCCGUACUUUUAUUAAGAAAGAAAGCGAGUGUUACAGGACAGAAUACAGAAGCAGGGAGGUCCUGCGGUGGAGCAGGAAAAAACAAAAUCCGACAGAAGCCGGAUUACAGUAGCCUGCCUCCCACGAGACGCACCGAACAGCCUGGAAUGCGAGAGCUAAAUUACAUCAACAGAACCAGCAGCUCUCCAAGAGCGUAGGUCCUCGACAAUCAGCUCGAAUACUCGGGUGGCAGGGCUUGGAUCUUGCUGAAAAAUUCUUGCAUUGCGCUCUUUCCAUAUUCUCCAGUGGACAAGAACAGCGAAGGUGUCGAAAUCUCUGCGAAGAUUCUUGGGCGCACGCUUACGGGCUUCCAGCCACCAGUCCUCGGUGCCGCGGAAGAUGGAACCAGGGAUAGGAAAAUUAGAGCCAGACCAAAGCCGAAGCCGAUGCCAAACCUGUUGAGUGAAACGGCAAUGCACAAAGAGGUGGGUGCAGCUUUCAUGUUCUGUUGAACAGAGAGGACAAGAGGGGCAGUGAGGCCAUCCUCGACGAGCCAAGUUAUCUGCAGUGAGACAAUGACCGUGCACGACAAGCCACAUAAAAAAUUUGCACUUCAUGGUCGCUUUGGACUUCCAGAUGGGUUUAGCGCAGGCGAAACGGGUGCUGGCCGCGAAGAACAAGUUGGCACAGUGCAACUGCCCAGCCCUGGAAUCGCUAUAACAGCAUACCGGCUGCAGCCCUGGAAUUGUCCGUGCUAACAACGCUGCAAACUGGGCAGUUGCACUGUGACAAACCGAGAUUUUUUUUUGUGUGGAUAACCAAGCAUUGGCCAAGUACGCAAAGCCAUCGACAAUAUGUUCACCUCACCUGCAAUAUAAACCGAUGGAUGUUCCGAAACGGCGAGCCUCUGAAGACUUGGCCUCGUGAAGGCGAGUGUUGCGCUUCUUGCCGUUGCUCUCGCGUACCUCCCGCACUCUCCGGCCAUGCGCCGGCAGCCGGUCGGUCACCAGUCAGCUCGACGCGCCUAUUGACUUACUGAGUGAGUGCUACAGCGACAGAGUUCCUUUGUGCUGGCCUCGAUCCCUCAACGGCAAAACUGAAAAUAGACCAAGGGGAAUGCAAUGCAAGCAGCAGCAAAGCAUGGAAUUGGAAGCUAUGUAAGAGCAUCACCGGCGUAUAAGGUCACAUUUGCAAUAAGGUGGGACCCUUGUACCAGUCUUAUAACUACCUAAAAAUUUCAAAAUGCUUGUG